GAGAGAGAGAGAGAGAAUGUACGCACGUUAUAUCUGUGCACCAGCCCCUAUAAAGGAGGAGACAGACUGCUUCAUUUCUCAUCUUUAUUAUGAACCAUCGAUGUCGCUCCACAUCCGUUUCCGCUGAAGUCGUGUCUAUGUGACCGGGUUACAAAUGAACGAUUAUGUAGGCUACAUAGCGGAGAUGCCCAGACCAUCACCACCAUCACCGCUUCCUCCACCUCCUGCUGCUGUUCCUGCUCCUGCUGCCGAAGCCUGGUGCCGGUGUGUGUUCACCUUCAGCGCGUCACAGCGCGCGGACACCGGAGAUCAGCUAGACAUGAUGAAAAGCAGCCUCACACACCUGGAGGAAAUACGCACCCCGUUUCGGAUGAAAACAAAAACCCCUUUUAGCACUUUGCACCUUCGGAGUUUAUGGAUUCGUUCCCACGUUUAAGAGAGGAACUUUAAUAAGAGGGAAUAAUGAUAAAGUGAACACGUGAUACGUUCGGAUCUCAUUUAAACGGAACGCAUCGAAGAUGACGCGCAGUCUCCUGGACGCUUAAGUUUGAUUCCUGUCGCUGUGAGCGCCUGCAUGCCGCAUAGACACCGGCUCAGCGUGCUUCUGUGUGUGUGUGUGUGUGUGUGUGUGUGUGUGUGUGUGUGUGUGUGUGUGUGUGUGUGUGUGUGUGUGUGUGUGUGUGUGUGUGUGUGUAACAGGGGCGUGUUACAGCUGCAUAUUGCGUAACUACAGUUCCAAGACUUUUUUCUCGGUCUUCUCAGCCUCCUAGUUUCACGCCGGUGGAUGCUCACGCUCACGUGCAGGAGCAGGACAUACAAAUACACACUGACAUCAUGUCUCUGCUCCAUCCAGACCGGUAACUGGGAUUAUUCAUUGCAGAGACUGUAGUGUGAAACCGAAAGUUGAUGCUCGGGACCCCUGAUAAUGAUGAUGGUGCACAUGCAGAGGCCUGUCGCCUGCACACCUUCUCUGCUUGUGCUCUAGGAUGUUGCGACAAGCGGUGCAAGAGGGGCUGCGGGCGUCCUUCCACAAGCUGGGCCACUUUGUCGCCAACCACCCAGUGUUCUUUGCCUCGGCGCCCGUGCUCCUCUCGGUGCUGCUCGGUGCCAGUUUCAGUAGGUACCGCAUUGAGGAGGAAGUGGAGCAUCUGCUAGCCCCCAAACACAGCCUGGCAAAGAUCGAGGGCAACCUAGUGGACAGCCUGUUCCCCAUUAACCGCUCCAAACACACGCUCUACUCAGACCUGCAGACGCCGGGCAGGUACGGGAGGGUAAUUGUGACCUCUCACAGGGGCAGCGUGCUUGAACCUCACCAUGUUGACCUUGUCCUGAAGCUUCACAGUGCCAUCACCCACAUGCAGGUUCCUAUGCUGGGCUUCAACUAUACCUUUGCUCACCUCUGCCUGCUGGACGAUAGCAAGAACUGCAUCGUAGAUGACAUCUUGCGAGUUCUGGAGGAAAUGCGAACAGCACGUACCUCCAACCGGACCGUUCUGCCAUUGCGCUACCCCAUCACACAGCUCAAGGAUGGGCGAGAGGCCUACAUCGGACACCAACUCGGCGGGGUUCAGACAGCGGGAAGCGGUGGAGAAGGCGUCCGUGCUGCCCGUGCGCUCCAGCUUACGUACUACCUGCAGGUCUCCAGCGCGUUGAACGAGGUGGUGGCGGCUCGCUGGGAGCUGCUCUUUUGCCGUGAGUUGGAGAGCUUCAGCGCAGCACAUCCCGAGCUGGGGGUCUACCCGUUCACCUCGUCCUCGCUGCAGAAGGACUUUCAGAGGACGAGCCGUGUAUCUGAGCGUCCGCUGCUCUUUAGCCUGGCUGCAUGCCUCUCGCUCGCUGUGCUUUGCUCUUCUAUGAGAGACUGCGUACGCACCAAACCCUGGCUGGGAAUCCUGGCGCUGGUCACAGUCAGCCUCGCGACACUCACCUCCGCCGGGAUCUUCAACCUCACUGGAGGCAAAUACAACUCGACGUACCUCGGAAUUCCUUUUAUCAUGCUAGGUCAUGGCUUGUUUGGCAUGUUUGAGAUGCUGUCUUCGUGGCGACGGACCCGUGAGGACCAGCAUGUAAAAGAGCGAGUGGCUGCUGUAUUCUCUGACUGCAUGCUUCCGUUCACAGCCAGCACCGCCCUUCACCUCGUCACCUUUGGCAUCGGCGCCAGCCCCUUCACCAACAUCGAGGCUGUGCGCCUCUUCUGCCACAUUGCCUGCAUUUCCAUCCUCUUUAACUACCUCUACAUCCUCACCUUCUAUGGGUCCAACCUGGUUUUUGCAGGUUACCUUGAAAACAACUAUCGCCACAGCCUAUUCUGCAGGCGAGUCCCCAAGCCUGAUUUACUGCAGCAAAAGCCAGCGUGGUAUCGCUUCCUGAUGUACACGCAUUACAACGAGGAAGCGUCGGAACCUGCUGACCUUCAUGUCUACGAGAACCAUCUCCUGGUGGCCUUCAUGAAGCGCUACUAUUGUGACUGGAUCACCAACACUUAUGUCAAACCCUUUGUAGUGCUUUUUUAUUUAGUAUACAUCUCCUUUGCGUUGAUGGGCUACUUACAGGUGAGCGAAGGCUCAGAUCUCAGUAAUGUUGUCGCAACAGAGACCAGCACCAUUGCCUACACCCGGGCACAACAGCGCUACUUCAGUAGUUACAGCCCUGUGAUUGGCUUCUACAUCUAUGAAUCUAUCGAGUACUGGAACACCAGUGUGCAGGACGACCUCCUCGAGUACACCAAAGGGUUUGAGCGGAUCUCCUGGUUUGAGAGUUACCUAAACUACCUGCAUGGUCUGAACAUCACAACCAGCCUUUCGCGCAGGAACUUCACCGAUUACCUGCGUUCAGGAUUCCUCCGCCAGCCCCGCUACCUCCAUUUUUCAGACGACAUCAUAUUUGCCAAGCGGGCUGAUGGAGAGUUUGACGUUGUGGCUUCCCGGAUGUUCCUGGCGGCCAAGACGACAGAGAACAAGCGAGAGGAGAUGUCUAUUUUGUUAGACACACUGCGCAAACUCUCGCUGACCUCCAGGGUGAAGUUCAUAAUCUUCAACCCUUCUUUUGUGUACAUGGACCGUUAUGCAUCAUCAGUGGGUGCACCACUGAAGAACUCGUGCAUUGCUGCUUUGUUCUUGCUCUUUUUUUCUAGCUUCCUGGCUACAGACCCUUUGGUGAACGCCUGGAUAACUGUGACGGUGGCCUCUGUGGAAUUUGGUGUGGUGGGAUUUAUGACCCUGUGGCAAGUGGAGUUAGACUGUGUGUCAGUGCUGUGCCUCAUUUAUGGGGUGAACUAUGCCGUGGACUCGAGCGUGCCUCUAGUGUCGGCCUUUGCUCUGGGACGAGAAUCGACACGUACACGAUGGGUGAAGGUGUCACUGGAGCGGCACGGGGUCCCUGCCCUGCAGAGCUACAUGUGUUACGGUGCGGCGUUGUUGCCUUUAGCAGCGGUUCCAUCCAACCUUACUCACACACUAUUCAGGUGUUUUUUCCUCACCGCCCUCAUCACUGCUUUCCACUGCCUCGCUAUCCUUCCAGUCCUUCUGACAUUCUUGCCUCCAUCCAAGAAAAAGCGAAGGGAAAGGAAAAACAUGGCCGAGCACCGAGAAGAGAUCGAAUGUGUCGAGAUGGCAGACAGUACCCGAGUGGUCGAUCAGAUUACCACCGUCUGAACAAAAUGACAAAAUCUGACCAAGAGCAACGGCAGGGCUUGGGCUCACAGGGUCCAUAAAAUCUUAGAAGGACCAGUCAUGUCACAGACGCAGAUAGAAUCUGAGCAAAAGUAUUUGAGCCCUUUUGUUGGAACUAGGCUUUGUUGUCAUGGUAAAAAAUUGCUAGAAAGGUCUCGUCAUUAACACAAAGCUAGGUUGUCAUAGUGAAAGCCCUGCGAAGGUCGUGCUGCACAUCUUCCGUCUCGGAGUCGAUGCUGAGAGAUGGUCUUUGUUCUGUGAUCUGAAUGAGCCAAAUUUUUGGCCAGCUGCAGAUAAUUACAGAGCGGCUCCUAGACGAGCAGCUGAAUUCUCUCAACAAGGUUUCGCCUUAAUGCAGUUCAGACGCACUUACAAAAACAUGCUAUACAAAACAUUUCCUCAUGACUGUGAUAUCAAAAUCUACAAAUAAGAAAUAGAAGCCAGCCGCUCUUAUAUACAAGUGGUCAAAAGGCCUCAUGGCUAAAUCAAUGCUAAGGCAGCCAUAUUAGUUUUUUAAUAGCCAUGUCCUUUGUUAGCCAUAUAAAUUCAAUCUCUAGCUAAUUUGUCAUUUCAAGGCUUUGAUCCUGCCCUUGAAUUUUUUUUCAUUUGUUAGAACACUUGAUCUCUGGUGGAGAGAGAUGCUGCAUCGCUUCCAUGGUAACCCCUCAACACGACUGUCACAAUUUAGCGUUAGAUUAUACUGUAAAUACAUGCCCCCCACCCCACCCCUUAAGUAUCCAGCCAGUUCCUAAUAGCCCUUAAUGGGAAUCGAUGGCUGAUUAAGUUAUGCACGUGCGCAGGUUGUAAAUAACCUACAAAUGAUUCCAUCCCAGAGUUCCUGGAGUGUGUUUUAUUUUAUUUUUUUUUGUUCCUUGAAAAUCACACUGUCACACACACAAUGCUCCUCAUCAAUAUGUAUGAGCCGGAAUCACUCUCUUUGUGUCGUUGUUCUCUCAGUAUGAGAUGCACAAAGGAGGGAGAGGAUAAGGGUAGUGAGAGAAAGAUACACACACACACACACACACACACACACACACACACACACACACACACACACACACACACAGUGAGAAAAACAGAAUAGAGAAGUCUAGAGACAGAAGGAAACAUCGAACGAGAGUUUGAUGGCAGGAUUUUUUUAAAAAUAUAAUAGCGACACUUUAUCUCAUGCAAGAUACGAUACUGAGUUCUGGAUUCCGAUUGGUCAGAAUGUGUUGAUUCAUUUUCAGUAGUUUACAUUAACGCUCUCGAUCUCGUACAUUACCGUUUCUGUAGUAACAGCUCGUUCACAGGGACUUCGUACGGCAGACAACCCACACGAUCAGAUGUACAACAGUCUGUUAUCGUCAAUAUGAUGAGAAUUUCUUUGAGAUAUUUAUGUACGGUGUAGUGAAGGAGUCUCUACUGACAGCGCCGUGUACCAGUCAGAGGUAAAGCCGGAACCUUUUCCCCCACAUCUGUUACUGUACGGAUUCUCAGUAACAUGACAAGCUGAAGUUUGUUUUCGUCGUAUUAUCUCAGAGAGAGAGAGUAAAGAGAGGCUGGAGAAGGUUUGACCAUUUAGAGCUGAGAGAACUACAGUGAGAACUUGUUUCAUAGAUGUUCCAUAACGCUAAAAUUGACAACAAAUGGAUAAUAAAGUAUAUCCGACUGUUAGAGACAUAACAUUAAAUGUCACUCGUUAUUUUACUAUAUCAGCAAGCUGGAGUCGAUAGAUGAGAUUUUAGUAGAACAUCACGGAGACCCGGUCUGUAGUGUUGGUUCCUCUCGCAGGUCACAAACAAAUGCUCUUUUCUUCUUAUUCACACCAUCACCGGAACACAUCACUGAGGAAAGGCUGUGAGGAAAAACUGAAAGAUAUGAUGAUGCAGUUCUUCCACCUGUUUCUCGCCGUUCUGAGCUCUGCCACCAUCCGCUUUACUGUUAAUACACGUACGUCAUUACUGAACAUCUCCUCUACUGUACAUUACCUCGUAUCUCUCCUUACAUGUUCCUUACCAGUCGGGAGAAAGCAUUUUAAUCGCCUUAUCGGUCCUCUUCUAGGUCAGAUCGUAUCAUUGAACCAUUUUCCUCUUUGGGUAGAAACGAAGCAGGACGACGUCACUCUGUAUCCGACGAUCUAAGUUUAUUACAUUCUGUCCCGCGAUAAAGAAACUUGAAAACUUGUUACCCUUUAACAGAUAAUCCUGUUUGUUCUUGUAAUAUUUAUUUUAUCAAUGAAUCCAUAUUUUCACCUCUGUGUCGAAUCUUAUCUAAAUCACACUUACAUACACACUCUGUCUGUCCGUGUAGCCUCUGAUUUUAGCUGCUGAAUUGAAUAAUAUGAUGCACAUCCUCCGUAACGUUCCUUCAUCUGAUUCCUGAACCGUUUUGAAGUACAAACACACCGGAUUUGGGGCAGAAAUGCGGCUGGAAAUGUGAAAUCUUGAGAAACCCUGAGGUAGAAAACACACUUCUUGAAUAAUUCAUCACACUGAACACACUCUUGAUUGGUUUUUAGUUGUUUUUGCUUUAAAUAAAAUGACUGAACUUGAUAUACACAUAGAGAACAGACAGGAAUUUGCCCAUUGGGAAAGAUUUGUUGGUUUUGUAUCUAUUUGUAUAAAAUUCAACUAA
Tachysurus fulvidraco (yellow catfish) is the source of this 6287-nucleotide messenger RNA. RefSeq names its product patched domain containing 1 (gene ptchd1). The record is from RefSeq and is a predicted model, not a curated record. Gene Ontology annotation, cellular component: plasma membrane; synapse. The transcript has 3 exons. Gene Ontology annotation, biological process: chemical synaptic transmission; cognition. Bases 987 to 3653 code for a protein of 888 amino acids. Lineage: Eukaryota; Metazoa; Chordata; Actinopteri; Siluriformes; Bagridae.